AUGGAGCACCACAGCGGCCGCAUAGCAGAAAGGAGAAAAAAAUCCUUUGGAAUUGAUAUAUCCAGUCCGAUGCUGAAGAAUCCAGGUGCAGUCCUCGUUUUCAAGCCGAACACGAAGAGGGAGGAGGGUCGCAAGACCCAGCUGUCCAACAUACAGGCCAGCCGCGCAGUGAGCGAAAUCGUGAAGACGACGUUAGGCCCCAUGGCGAUGCUGAAGAUGAUGCUGGACCCACUAGGAGGCAUAGUGAUAACCAAUGACGGAAAUUCCAUCCUUCGAGAAAUUGACGUGGCACACCCUGCAGCAAAGUCACUGAUCGAAUUGAGCAGAUCACAGGAUGAAGAAGUAGGAGAUGGAACUACCUCGGUGGUAAUCCUCUCGGGAGAGUUACUUAGCAUAGCAGAGAUAUUUCUGAAGCAGAAGAUACACCCAACUAUUAUAGUGAACUGUUACAUGGAUGCACUGAAUAAGGUGGUGAAAUUUUUAGAGUCUAUUGCGAUUCAGGUAGAUGUAAACGAUGAGAAGAGUUUACUGAAGGCCAUCGAUUCAUGUCUGAGCACCAAGUUUGUGAACAGAUACAACAAAAUGGUAAGUACCUUAGCUCUACAAGCAGUACAGUGUGUAAAAGUAGAAUCCAACGUCAUGGGAAGGAAAGAAAUAGAUAUAAAAAGAUAUGCAAAAGUGGAGAAGAUUCCUGGAGGGGAUAUCACAGACAGCUAUGUAUUGAAAGGAGUGAUGCUAAACAAGGAUAUUGUUCACCCAAAAAUGAGGAGAAGAAUCAAGAACCCAAGGAUCCUUCUUCUAGACUGUACCUUGGAAUAUAAGAAGGCGGAAAGUCAAACGAAUGUGGAGAUCCUUGAUGAGGAGACGUGGAACCAACUCCUCCUACAGGAAGAGAUAGAAGUGAAAAAGUUGUGUGAACACAUUAUAGACAGUAGAUGUGAUAUCGUCGUUACGGAAAAAGGAGUUUCUGAUUUGGCACAACAUUUUCUCGUUAAAAAAAAUAUUAGUGUUAUUAGAAGGGUGAGGAAAACUGACCUGAACAGACUUGAAAGAGUCAGUGGUGCUACCAUUGUAAAUAGAUGUGACGAAAUAGUGGAAAGCGAUAUCGGAACAAAGUGUGGACUAUUCGAAGUGAAGAAAAUUGGAGAUGAUUAUUACGCCCACUUUAUAGAAUGUGAGAACCCACGGGCAUGCACCAUUCUGUUGAGAGGAUCAACGAAGGAUGUGCUGAACGAAGUCGAGAGGAACCUUCACGACGGAAUGAACGUUGCAAAGAAUAUCAUUUUGGAGGGAAAACUACUUUACGGUGGUGGGUGUACUGAGAUGAGGGUAGGACAACAUCUGAUCAGUCAAGCUAGCCAAUAUGAUGAUUCUAGAAAAAGCAUAAUGGAAGCUGUGGGUUCUGCGUUAGAGAUCAUUCCAAAAAUUCUGGCCCAAAAUAGUGGAGCUAAUGUUGUAAAAACGAUCAAUGAACUCAGGAUAAAACAUGAAACCCCAGGGGGAGAGAAGUUUGGGGUGGAUGGUAUCACGGGGGAAAUCAUCGACGUAUCGACCAAGAACAUUUGGGACCUGCUUGCUGUGAAGAAGCAGAUAUACAAGAGCGCCAUCGAGGCCGCAGCCAUGAUUCUGCGUAUCGACGACGUGGUCAGCGGGAUAGGCAAGGAGGACAAGCUGCAGAAGCCCGUGCAGAACGAGUUCGACUAG
Messenger RNA from Plasmodium coatneyi, 1704 nucleotides. RefSeq names its product T-complex protein 1 subunit gamma. Gene Ontology annotation, cellular component: chaperonin-containing T-complex. The transcript is spliced from 4 exons. Gene Ontology annotation, biological process: protein folding. The record is from RefSeq and is a predicted model, not a curated record. Lineage: Eukaryota; Apicomplexa; Aconoidasida; Haemosporida; Plasmodiidae. Bases 1 to 1704 code for a protein of 567 amino acids. Gene Ontology annotation, molecular function: ATP binding; ATP-dependent protein folding chaperone; ATP hydrolysis activity.